Molecule: messenger RNA, 606 nt
Organism: Indicator indicator
Lineage: Eukaryota; Metazoa; Chordata; Aves; Piciformes; Indicatoridae
Gene: TPD52L1
Product: TPD52 like 1
Exons: 7
Coding region: 61-606 (181 amino acids)
Biological process (GO): positive regulation of MAP kinase activity; positive regulation of apoptotic signaling pathway
Cellular component (GO): cytoplasm
Source: RefSeq, a predicted model, not a curated record
GAAACUCAUUCUUUGCAUGAAGCAGAUGAAGAUGUGGUCACUGAUGUUGAUUUCACCAAUAUGAUUUCUGAAGAAGAAAAAGAAGAGUUAAAGAUCGAGCUAGUCAAGCUAGAGGAUGAAAUUUCAACUCUGAGGCAAGUGCUAGCAGCCAAAGAAAAGCACCUGGUGGAGAUCAAACAAAAGCUUGGCAUAAGUCUGAUGAAUGAACUGAAGCAGAACUUCAGCAAAAGCUGGCACGAUAUGCAGACGACUUCUGCUUACAAGAAAACACACGAGACCCUGAGCCAUGCAGGACAAAAAGCAACAGCAGCUAUCAGCAACGUAGGAACUGCUAUCAGCAAGAAGUUUGGAGAUAUGAGAUCACAUUCAAUUGGUUACUCCAUUCGCCAUUCCAUAAGCAUGCCUGCAAUGAGGAAUUCUCCAACAUUCAAAUCAUUUGAGGAGAAGGUGGAGACCACUGUCACGAGCCUUAAGACCAAGGUUGGUGGGACAAGCCACACAGGGGGCAGCUUUGAAGAAGUUCUCAGCUCGACAGCCCACGCCAGCGCUCAGAGCUCUCUUGCUGGCACCCGACUCCCUGAGAGCGAGGAAGAGCUUCAGUGUUAA